Canis lupus familiaris (dog) is the source of this 1070-nucleotide messenger RNA. It is a transcript of the gene DNAJC17, whose product is annotated as DnaJ heat shock protein family (Hsp40) member C17. Lineage: Eukaryota; Metazoa; Chordata; Mammalia; Carnivora; Canidae. Gene Ontology annotation, biological process: spliceosomal complex disassembly. Gene Ontology annotation, cellular component: spliceosomal complex. The record is from RefSeq and is a predicted model, not a curated record. The transcript has 11 exons. Gene Ontology annotation, molecular function: RNA binding. The coding region runs from base 83 to 997 and encodes 304 amino acids.
UUUGGGGUGACAGUCCCCGGGAAUCCUUACGCACGCUUAGACUCUUGGGAGUUGUAGUACGAAUCCAGUCAGGGUUGGAACCAUGGCGGUGGCCAAGGAGCUCUUACAGAUGGACCUGUACGCGCUGCUAGGUAUCGAGGAGAAAGCGGCGGACAAAGAGGUGAAGAAGGCAUAUAGACAGAAGGCCCUCUCCUGCCACCCAGACAAAAAUCCAGAUAAUCCCAGAGCAGCUGAGCUCUUCCACCAGCUUUCUCAGGCCUUGGAGGUACUGACCGACACUGCAGCCAGGGCUGCAUAUGACAAGGUCAGGAAAGCCAAGAAGCAGGCAGCAGAGCGGACCCAGAAACUUGAUGAGAGAAGGAAGAAAGUGAAGCUUGACCUGGAGGCCCGAGAGCGCCAGGCCCAGGCCCAUGGCAGUGAUGAUGAGGAGGAGAGCCGGAGCACCAGGACGCUAGAGCAGGAGAUCGAACGCCUUAGAGAAGAGGGUUCCCGGCAGCUGGAGGAACAGCAGAGGCUGAUCCAGGAGCAGAUACGGCAGGAACGGGAGCAGAGGUUGAGAGGAAAGGCAGAAAAUCCUGAAGACAGAGGAACCCCCAAGCUAAAGCUAAAAUGGAAAUGCAAGAAGGAAGAUGAGUCAAAAGGCGGCUACUCCAGAGAUGUCCUCCUGCAGCUUUUCCAGAAGUACGGAGAGGUGCUCAACCUGGUGCUUUCCAGUAAGAAGGCUGGCACUGCCGUGGUGGAGUUUGCAACCAUCAAGGCUGCGGAGCUGGCUGUCCAAAACGAAGUGGGCCUAGUUGAUAACCCUCUGAAGAUCUCCUGGUUGGAGGGACGGCCCCAGGGCAUGGGGGGCCCCAGACAUGCAGGACUGUCACAGGGCUCGGUGCUGUCGGAGAGGGACUACGAGAGCCUCGUCAUGAUGCGCAUGCGCCAGGCUGCUGAGCGGCAACAGCUGAUCGCCCAGAUGCAGCGGGAGGAUGAGGUGGGGCAGCCCACGUAGCCCUCAGCCCCAGCGCACGCAGCCACAGCCCUCUUCCUAAGCGUCACCAAUAAACUUUUUUUUUUUUUUUUUU